Chlamydomonas reinhardtii is the source of this 3219-nucleotide messenger RNA. RefSeq lists its product as uncharacterized. The record is from RefSeq and is a predicted model, not a curated record. The transcript is spliced from 9 exons. Gene Ontology annotation, cellular component: preribosome, small subunit precursor; nucleus; preribosome, large subunit precursor. Gene Ontology annotation, biological process: rRNA processing. Bases 56 to 1987 code for a protein of 643 amino acids. Lineage: Eukaryota; Viridiplantae; Chlorophyta; Chlorophyceae; Chlamydomonadales; Chlamydomonadaceae.
GUUCUCUGCCGCCUCGCUUGCACGCCGUUGACCUGAAUUGUUCUGGAACGACGACAUGACGGCCGCAGCGCCGAAGGCGAAGAAGCUGAAGAAAGCACCUAAGCCGGUCCUUGAGGCACCUCCAGCGGAUGGCAACCAUCCAGGAAUGUCGCCCUUUGCCCGGGCGCUGGGCUCCACCGACUUUCAGACGCGCGAGAAGGGACUGCAGGCGCUGGCGCACUUCCUGACACGUAAAACUGAGCUGAAGCAGACUGAUAUGAUGAAGAUAUGGAAGGGCCUAUUCUACUGCUUCUGGCACUCGGACAAGCAGCCAGUGCAGGCCGAGCUCGCGCAGCGCCUUGCGGCCAUGUUGACCAAGCUGAACGAGCAGACCGCCUACCUGUACUUCACCUGCUUCCUGGACACGAUGCGGCGCGAGUGGUUCGGCAUCGACCGCCUGCGGCUGGACAAGUUCCUGAUGCUCAUCCGCAGAUUCGUGCACCAGAUGUUGCUGUGCCUCAAGGCAGCCAAGUGGCGCCAGGAGCUGGUGUCGCGCUACACGGCCUACCUGCAGUCACAGGUGGUGCUGCCCAGCGACACGGUGCCGGCCGUGGGUCUGGCCUACCACCUGAACGACCUGCUGCUGGACGAGCUGCGCGGCGCCGCGGACGGCCAGCCAGUGCCGGCAGAGGCGCUGGCGGCGCUGCUGGCGCCCUUCGCGGCGGCGCUGGCGGCGGGCGAGCAGGCCAUGCUGAACCGCAUCAGCGAGGGCCUGUUCGACAGCCUGCUGGCCGAGCUGGCCGCGCCCACAGAUGACUCGCCCUACCUGUCGCAGCUGGACGUGGCGGCGCUGGCGGCGGCGCUGUUCGAGAUGGGAGCGGAGCAGCGCACGCGCGCGCGCAACCGCCAGGUGCUGUAUGAUCUGUCCAGCUCGCUGGAGCGGCUACAGCGGAAGCGGCAGCGCGUGGACACGGGGGCAGAGGCGGGCCCCUCCUCGAAGGGCGCUGCUGCGCCUGCGGGGAAGAUGAACAAGAAGCAACAGCGCGCGGCGGCAGCGGCGGAGGCGGCCCGGGCAGCGGAGGAGGAGGCUGCGGCCGCGGCGAAGGAGGCGCACCACGCCAACGGCGGCGCGGCGGCGGGCGGCAAGAAGGGCAAGCAGCACAAGGUGCCCCUCGACGCGGUGGCGCUGCACGAGCUGCACGAGCACCAGCACCACGAGCAGGAGGAGGCGGAGAAGCACACACACGCGCUGGAGCAGCAGCAUAAGAAGGCGGCAGUGACGCCGGCGACUGGGAAGAAGGCGGGCGGGAAAAAGGGCGGCAGGGGCGAUGUGGCCACGGAGGAGGACGGCGAGCAGGCGGCCCCAGCCUCGGCGGCGUUGACGCCGGCGGGUAAGAGCAGCAAGGCACAGGCCAAGGAGCCGACGACGGGGCAAAAGAUGGCUCUGCGGUCAGUGGUUGCGGGGGUGGGCAAGCAGGCGGAGCCCGCCUCGGCGGCCAAGUCCAAAAAGAAGGGCGCGAAGGAGCAAGCAGCUGAGGACGGCGAGGGUCUGGCAGCAGCGGUCACGCCGGCGGCCUCGGCUGGAAAGACGUCGGCGCUGGGCAAGCGCGGCGCGCCGGGCAGCAACGCCUCUACGCCAGCUGCCAACGGCGCGGCGGAGCAAACGACGCCCGCGGCUGCGGGGCCCAGCUCGGCGAACGGCAAGGCGCAAGCGGGCGCCACGACCGCCAAGAAGAAGGGCGUUGUGAUCAAUCUCAAGAAGAACCUAUACUUCGAGCACGGCGGCCCCGUACCCGAUCCCGACAUCCGCACGCCGCCGCCCCUGCGCGCCAAGGGUGGCAUCCUGAAGAAGGGCUCUGUCGCGCAGCACGCCAAGACCUGCCCGCCCAAGGGCUCCGCUGCCGCGGCUGUCACCAGGGGCGCGCCGGAUAGCGCCGGCGCCAAGGGCAGCGGCGGGCGGGUGCUGCCGAAGCAGGCGCGCCGGGCCAGCGCCGCGCUGUUCUUCUGAGGUCGUGGCCGUGAAGAUAGCAAGCGGCGAGACUUGGGCAUGUCUUCGUUUGGGGAGGCCUUAGUAUCCGGCUGGAGUCGCGUGUGAGCAGUGCUCGCUAGCGCCCUGGCGGGGACAGAAGCAAUAAGGGUUAGUAGUGCAGUAAAGGGUAAACCAUAAGUAUGUUGCUGUCUUCCGGCGCUGUCAGGCGGCUUGGAAGGCCGUCGGCAGUACGGGUGCAUCCGAGCAUGUACGUCUAUGCAACUGCUGGAUGCAAUUGGCCUGCGUUGGGGCGAACCACGGAUGUGCCGCUGGACGAUGCGCCGUUCCAUUGGGUGGUGCAUGUGAUUGCGUGGCGGGCCCGGUGGAUUGCUGGGACUCUGCAUUGGUGUCUCCAAAGUGCCAGUGGCAAGCGGAUUGGGCCGGGGGAGGAUUGGGCUGCAUUUAGUCUUAAUGAAGUAUGUCCAAGUGUUUAGUAUAGUUACUGGCUUACUGCGCUGCUGCCACGGAUUGUCAUUAUGUGGUCAAAACCGACAGGGCGGGAUCCCCGACGCCCUCCCCCCCGGCCUGAAUCGCUUCGCUCUGGGGGCUCAGCCCAAGAACGCCACGCCACGCACAAGUCUCGAGAGCUUGAUUACCAGACAGAUCUUGUGUCGCAAUGAUUAGGUGUCUGAGAGGUGCCGUGCCGGACGUGGUUUAUGGAGGAUGGGUGGUGGCAGUGGGUGGCCGUCGCGGAGGUGCUGGCACAGGCUGGCCCCGGCAUGACUCUUCUGUACACAAUACCGUACGCCGUACGGUAGAGUGCGGCAAGGAGUCCCGCUGUCCCGACUGGUCGAAGCAGUGUUCGGGGACAACAGGUGCAGUACGUCAGUAUGAAUUACGAAGGCGUCUUGACUGCAAGCUUCACAGCUCCCAAAUAUCUCUAGAACGCAUGACACUGCCGUAUGACACCGCGCUCAGUCAGAGAUGCGCCUUUGGCCGGGGAACGGCCGUGCGGGAUUCCAGGUUUGCAUAUGUGCAUUGCAAUCCGCAAGUCCCAGCUCCAAUGACCCCGCAUCACAUGAUCACAGCACCAUUUGGCACGCACGCGGCACAACGGGAACUCGUCUUUCAUCCCCUCUGCUCUUGCUUGUCCUAGAUCACAAUGCACGCGGCACCUGGUGGCAUGCACUACAGCAGUAGCCUUCAUGUCCACUGUUGCAGCGCCAACAGGCUUCCGGCUUGAUGUGAUGCCUUGGGCACAUUUAGGCCUU